This is a messenger RNA of Hippocampus comes (tiger tail seahorse), 2647 nucleotides long. Its product is annotated as protein eva-1 homolog C. Gene Ontology annotation, molecular function: carbohydrate binding. The coding region runs from base 221 to 1504 and encodes 427 amino acids. The transcript is spliced from 9 exons. NCBI's taxonomy places the organism in Eukaryota, Metazoa, Chordata, Actinopteri, Syngnathiformes, Syngnathidae. The record is from RefSeq and is a predicted model, not a curated record.
AUUGAAUUGAGUGGCAGUCUCUUAACAAUAAUAGUACCUACAUCAAUGAGACCACAAUGGAGAAGUACACUCAGUUUGGGCAUUUAUUGUAAGUGUGUAUCCUUCUGUAAAUGGAGGAAGUGGAAUUUCAAACUCCCUUCCUCAGUGCUUCCUCUCCUUACAAGAAAUUUGAAGAAAUGAACACACUAAAUAACACCAAGUGCCAAGGCCAUUAACAGAAAUGCGAGAUGCGAUUCCAACAAAAGAGAGCACAAUGACAGAGUUUAGGAGGUUCGGCUGGUUUCUCUCUUUUUUGGCUCUGGGGAUCAACACUGCACAUUCAGCCCCUGAUUUCUCUUUGUAUCUCCACAGUGUUCUGAAAAACCACACGGCCCAUGCUUGCGAAGGGGAAACGCUCACCAUCGAAUGUCCUGCCAGGACGUCCGUGGCCGUCUUAUCAGCCUUCUUUGGACGCCGCGUUCCUCAACACUAUUUGUGCCCCAGCCAGAAGACAAAUCUAACCGAGGACGCAGAGUGCUCAUCUCCAGUCGCUAUCAAGAAGGUGCUGUCAGAGUGUCAGGAUGAGCGGUCCUGUCAAAUACCCGUCCUUGGCCCCGUGUUUGGACAUGACCCCUGCCCACUCACCAGCAAGUACCUCCUAGUGUACUACAAAUGCAGACCAGAGUACUACCGCACAAGACUGGUGUGUGAGAAUCAACGCUUGAGGCUGGCAUGUAAGAAUGACACCAUACUGGCCAUCUACUCAGCCACCUUUGGACACCUGCUGCAUGGAAGCCCCCUGUGUCCUCAGGGAGGGGGCUCGCUGGUGGACAUGGAGUGUUUGUCGCCGUCCGCUCUGAGGAAGGUUUCACGUCGGUGUCACGGCCAAGCGAACUGUUCAGUGCUUGCUGACACUCAAACCUUUGGCGACCCGUGUUUCCCCGGCACCAGGAAACACCUGCGAGUAUCCUACACUUGUGUUCCCAGGUAUCUUUUGGAAGACGUGGGUAGAGGGACAACAGAUCCUUUCAUGAUCUCAGACUACACACACGGUGGAUGGUACACUGGCCCCACCUACAGGCCUCAAAAUGUGCUACUAACCAACUCUCUGGAGAUGGUAGAAAAAAUGUUGGGAGUACCUGAACGAGUGGCUCUGUAUUUUGUCUCUGGGAUCUGUGCUGGCCUGGUUUUCCUGCUCUGCCUGUUUGGAGUACACUCCACGCUGGUGAAGGACGUGAAGGAGCUCGUGUCAGAUCUGCACGAUGAGUUGAAAGCACCGAGUCGGCAGCACAAGGACCUCAUAGAGGACCUCUACGACGAUGAUGAACUUUCGCUCUCGGAUUUCUCAUUGUUUCAUCACCUCACUCAGUCAUAUCGCACAGCGGACGUGCUCGCUGCCCCCAUGCUGACUAUGGAGAUGAUCGCACAGGGUGCUGAACACAGUCGAGACCUGCCCAAUGGAGACAUUUGGCCACAUCCAGACACCAACCCUUAUGCCAUUCAUCAGAUUACAAAUUAUAAUUAAUUUCUCUUUGAACAUAAUGCUCGAGUCAAACGACCCGUUUUAAUGUUUGGCAGCAAUAAAAGCACUCUAAAUUCAUCCCUCCAUCCAUUUUCUAAUCCGCCUAUCCUCACAAGCCUGUCUCAGAUGUGAGGCUAACCAGCCGACUACCGUGGUGCCCUGGCACUCUACAUUCCUCCCUGAAAUGUGAUGACUUUUCCUAAAUGACCCAAAAGAGAAAAAAAUAUUUGUACAGGUGCUUUAAAUUUUCCCAUAUGUAUUUAAUCGAAUACAAAUGGUGGUAAUGGUGGAACUCUUAAAAUUAUAAAACUGUACAUGCCAUAAAUAUGUGAAUAUUUAUUGGCAAUAGUACUCAACAGGGAUCUUGAAACAACCCUCAAAACUGUCUGUAUUCCCACCACUUUUGCACAGGGUCCUGCAGAAACAUGCAACUGUUGUACUUUGAAUCUUGAAACAUUUAAUGAUUUCUUGUCAUAUAUUUUUAUUAAGUGUAUUCUUCUCAAACAAUAGUAACAGUCCUCAAGAGCGAACUUGAAACAGCUCCGACAACUGUCUGUGCUCGCAGCACAAUUGUACAGGUUCCCACAGUUUCCCCCAUUACCUGCCCCUGUUCAGCAGGUAAUAGGGGGAAUCUUGAAACAGCAAAAGAUAUUAUUAUUAUUAUUAUUAUUAUCAUUAUUAUUAUUGACUUAAAUCAAAGAGAAUAAUACUACAUACCCAGAUCUGCAGUAUAUGAUAGAGUCACAGUAUUUUCAAGAUACUGAAGGUAUUAUAACAUAGGGCCUAAAUAUUGUUGUUUGUGGGUGUUUUCCAUGUUCUCAAAGUCUUGUUCUUAUUAGGGUUGUGUGUGCGUGGGAGUCUAUGCCAUCUGGGUGAGCGGAGAGGUACAGCAUGGGCUCCCACCACUUUCCCUAAUUUCUGUUUGUCAUACACGACACUUGAUCCUUUCGUCAUUUUAGUCAUUAAAUGAUUCAUUUUAGGCGUCUCUCACAUUCUUAUUAAAGACAUUAAAUAGCUGCUUUUUGCGACACAAAUUCAUGUCAAGUUCAAUUUUUUCUACCACAUGUCCUCAUUUGGGUCGUGUGUGAAGUGGAGCAUUUUCCAGCAGACUUUGGGUAAGAAGUGAAAUGCCCCUGUACAAAAAAA